Messenger RNA from Serpula lacrymans var. lacrymans S7.9, 1345 nucleotides. RefSeq names its product cytochrome c1, component of the mitochondrial respiratory chain (gene CYT1). Gene Ontology annotation, biological process: mitochondrial electron transport, ubiquinol to cytochrome c. Gene Ontology annotation, molecular function: electron transfer activity; heme binding. The transcript has 7 exons. Bases 114 to 1118 code for a protein of 334 amino acids. NCBI's taxonomy places the organism in Eukaryota, Fungi, Basidiomycota, Agaricomycetes, Boletales, Serpulaceae. The record is from RefSeq and is a predicted model, not a curated record.
CGGCUGUCAUCGCAGAUUCGGGUUCGACUCCGGUUCGUUCCGCUAAGAGGUGGUAGUUACGCGUGACGGUGUUACUUCUUCUUCACCUUGCUCUCGAAAAUCCUCAAACUAAAAUGUUGUCGAGGCUGCCCUUGAGUGCCCUCAAGAAUGCUGGUGCGUUCGGGGCAUCCCGCUCGACCCUUCAAGCUGCAGGAGCGCGUUCGUUCACGCGGGUCCGUUUUGCUUCGUCCAGCUCUGGAGCUUCGAAUGCCUUCCAAUCUUUGAUCAACUCUCGCGCGUCACUGGUCUCCGCUACUCUUUUCUCCGCUGGGUCGAUAGCUUGGUACACCUAUCUCUACGGCUCACUGCCUUUCGUCGGAGAGGUACAUGCCAACUCGCCAGCGGAAGAUGGUUUACAUCCCGGCGUAUACCCCUGGCCUCAUAAGGGUCUCUUCGACACCUUUGAUCAUGCCAGCAUUCGACGAGGUUAUCAGGUCUACCGUGAGGUUUGUGCCGCCUGCCACUCUCUUGAUCGUAUCGCUUGGCGCAACCUUGUUGGCGUCUCCCAUACCGCCGAUGAGGUAAAAGCCAUGGCGGAAGAGGUCGAAUACCAGGACGGCCCAGACGACAACGGCGAGAUGUUCCAACGACCUGGAAAACUCUCUGAUUACAUGCCUCCACCCUACCCUAACGAAGAGGCCGCUCGUGCUGGAAACGCAGGUGCACUGCCUCCGGACUUGAGUUUAAUCAUCAAAGCUCGUCAUGGCGGUCCUGAUUACGUUUUCUCCCUGCUUACUGGCUACAUCGAUCCUCCCGCAGGUAUCGAAGUUCGUGAUGGGAUGAACUACAACCCGUACUUCCCUAGUGGUGCCAUCUCCAUGGCACGUUUGCUGUUCGACGGUUUGGUUGAGUACGACGAUGGAACCCCCGCCACCACCUCCCAGAUGGCCAAGGAUGUCGUGACCUUCUUAAAUUGGGCCUCUGAACCCGAGCACGAUGAACGCAAGAGAUUGGGUGUCAAGGCUGUUGUUAUCUUUUCGUCGCUGUUUGCGAUCAGCAUCUACGUGAAGCGAUUCAAGUGGGCUUUGGUCAAGAGCAGGAAAAUCGUCUACAACCCACCGGCGGAUAAAGCUCACUAGAUCGCCAUGCAUAGAGCAUAAGCGCUUCCCCUAGAACUUUGCUACGGUUAUGUUGGGAUGUUUAUUACAUCUUUUAUAAUGAGAGCCACUUACUGUGAAGAAGAAUCACUCCUCUUGCUCUGUGUGUGCAUGUGGAUAGCGAACAUGGUGAUGGUAGUGGUUCAAGUUGUCUAUAUAACGUUUCUGAGUAAUAGAAUGCUACCUGAGAAAUCGUUUAUCCUGCCCUU